CGAAAAAAUGGACUUUGGUAACAAUUCAGGAAGCUUGGAGAAGGCAUAGAAGUGAUUUGAAGAUCAAUUAUUAUGACCCGUAUGACAAUGAUGAAGUUCGAAUGGCAAAAAAGCCCGGUCAUAUUCCAGAAUGUCAGUUUAGAGAGCUCCUCAAAUAUUGGAAGUCUGAGAAAUUCAAGAAAAUGUCUGAGACAAAUACUAAGAAUUGAAAAAAGCUGAUGAACCCACACACCGCUGGCAAAAAGAGUUUUGCUUUAGUGCAUAACAAAUUGGAAAAAGAAAAGGAAAUUGUAUCAGCUAAGGAGAUCUUUGUGGUCACAAGAACAAGGAAACCUGGGUGUUUGUACAAGACCUCGAAUAAAAACACAACUAGUAAAAUUGUUGAAAUGGAAGCGAUUGAAACACAAAUGGACACAAAUGAUCAAUCUGUUGAUGCAUUUUCAGCCGUCAUGGGUCCUGAACAUCUGGGACGUCUAAGACUAUAUGGAGUGGGGGUUACAAAGACUAUAUUGAAAAGAAAAGCUGGAAAUUCUGACCAUUUUUUAAAUGCCACAGAUGAUGUAGUGCAACAAAUGCAAGAAAGAAUGCAAAAAAUGGAGAAACAAAUGGAGGAACAAAAGAAAUUAAACUAUGCGACAAGAAGCUCUAACAGAUGUGAUGAAAUAGAAGGAGAUGACAGGAGUACUAAAGAAUUGACCUAG
This is a messenger RNA of Solanum verrucosum, 701 nucleotides long. RefSeq lists its product as uncharacterized. NCBI's taxonomy places the organism in Eukaryota, Viridiplantae, Streptophyta, Magnoliopsida, Solanales, Solanaceae. The transcript has 5 exons. The record is from RefSeq and is a predicted model, not a curated record. The coding region runs from base 219 to 701 and encodes 160 amino acids.